UGUGCUAAGGACGGGCUGUAGGAGGCAGGCCAGCAGGCCAGCGGGCUCAGGCGCCUCUGCUACCCGCCCAAGGAGCUGGGCCACCAUGGGGGCCAGACUGCCCCUCUUCCUCCUCCUGGCCCUCCUGGGCAGCUCCCAAGGAGCAGGGCCGGGCCUGGCUUUGCGGCUGAAGCUGAAGGAUUCCUCUCUCGCAAAUGCGUCCUAUGACUCGAGCUUCCUGGAGCUGCUCCAGAAGCUCUGCCUCCUGCUCCGCCUCCCGCCAGGGACCGGCAUGGCCCCUCGUCAGGCGGGAGCCCACCACGUCACCUGCCCAGGCUGAGCGGCCGGAG
Messenger RNA from Pipistrellus kuhlii (Kuhl's pipistrelle), 329 nucleotides. RefSeq names its product surfactant associated 2 (gene SFTA2). Bases 86 to 319 code for a protein of 77 amino acids. The record is from RefSeq and is a predicted model, not a curated record. Lineage: Eukaryota; Metazoa; Chordata; Mammalia; Chiroptera; Vespertilionidae. The transcript has 3 exons.